UCACUGUCAACAAAGCUGUUGUGUUCAUUUGUGAGCGCGUGUUUUGGUUUUGAAGAAUUUUAUUUUAGGUUGUUCAUGUUCUUAAAUCAAGACAUUAUAAUAAAUGCAUAAUUUUUAUACGAAAAAUUUGUAUACACUCAAUUGGCCAUGAAGUUUAAUUAUAAGUUUCAAAAUUUGCUGGGCACAGUCUAUCGGAGAGGAGAUAUACUAUUUACAAAUGAUGGAAAUUGUGUGAUCAGUCCUGUUGGCAAUAAAAUUACAGUAUACAAUCUUAAACAAAACAAAAGCAACACACUACCGAUCGAGAGUCAUUUUAAUUACACUGCCAUUGAUGUCUCCCCAAAUGGAUCUGUUCUCCUUGCAAUUAAUGAAAAGGGUGAAGCGCAAAUGAUAAGUCUGCAAACAUGCACCGUCAUACACAGGUACAAGUUCAAGCAGCAAGUGAAUGCAGUCAAGUUUAGCCCCGAUGGAAACCUGUUUGCAGCAUGCUGUGAUGACACGGUGUUCAUAAUGACAGCACCAAGUAGUUUCACGGGCGAGUUCCGUUCUUUCAUAAUGAAGCGCGUAUUCAAAAAGGCACACGACGAAGUCACUUGCCUGGACUGGUCGACUUGCGGCAAGCUACUUGCUGCUGGGUCCAAAGACACCACCACCAAAAUAUACACCUCAGAGUACCUCGAUAACAUCAACAUGUACUCCUUAAGUGGCCACACGGAUAAGAUUGUGGGUGUCUUCUUUGAACAGAAGAGUUUGGACCUUAUUACUGUUAGUCGUAAUGGCCAGGUUUGCUUGUGGGAGGCUAGUAUAGAUUCGGAGGAUCUGGUGACGUCAGCGGUUCAAAUAUCGCAUCAGAAACGGAGGAAGCUCCAGAAGGAAGCGGAGUUGGAAGACGAUGAUGUUGAUGAACGGAAUGUUAUUGAGAAGGACAAAGAAUAUGAAAGUGAUGAAGACGCGAACAUGGGGCCUGAAAAAGAUAAAAAGGACGUAAAAGAAGAUGAAAAGAGACUGCUAUAUAAGAAGUUAGGGCGACACUAUGUUGGCGACGCGAUACGAAAUGCGGACUACAAAUGUAGGGUGUCUGCGGCCGCCUAUCAUAAGAGCACUAAGAUAUUGGUUACAGGUUUCUCAACCGGCAUAUUCUUCCUGCACGAGAUGCCGGACGUGAAUCUAAUCCACACGCUCAGUAUAUCGGAGCACAGGAUUAGCAGCAUCGCAAUGUCUGGUCAGGGAGACUGGAUAGCGUUCGGAUGUCCCAACAUAGGACAGCUGCUUGUAUGGGAAUGGCAGAGUGAACAAUAUGUGAUGAAGCAGCAAGGCCACGCGCUAGACAUGACCUGCCUCGCGUACUCACCCGACGGCCUCUACAUCGUGACGGGCGGGUACGACGGCAAGGUCAAGGUGUGGAACACGACCUCUGGCUUCUGCUUCGUGACCUUUGGGGAGCACAAGUCCACGGUCACCAGUCUGGUGUUCAGCGCCAAUAAGAAGUUCUUUGUUUCCUCGUCGUUGGAUGGGACUGUGAGGUGUUAUGAUCUUACGAGGUACCGCAACUUCCGAACUCUGACUUCACCGAGCCUUGUUCAAUUCGGAUGUGUGGCCGUGGACUCGAGCAGCGAGCUGUGUGCCGCGGGUGGACAGGAUGUGUUCGAGAUAUUCGUUUGGUCCAUCAAGUUUGGCAAGCUUCUUGAGGUACUAGCAGGCCAUGAAGCCCCAGUAGCAAGUCUGGCCUUUAGUCCAAACCUGUCCAGCUCGCGCCUCGCUUCAGCCUCGUGGGACAAGACCGUCCGAUUGUGGAACUGCAUUGAAACCAGCUCUGACUGUGACACUAUACGGCUGACGUCGGACGCCUUGCAAGUCGCCUUCAGGCCUGAUGGUGAAGAGAUCGCGGUAUCGACACUAGACGGUAACAUAUCGUUCUUCAAUGUGGUCACAUCGGAUCAGACGGGGAGCAUUGAGGGCAGAAAUGAUCUGGGAUCCGGCAGAGCGGACACGGACCUGGUGACUCCUGGAAAACUGCUCAAAACCAAGGCGUUUACGACUAUUUGCUAUUCGGCGGACGGGUCUGCCAUCCUCGGCGCGGGCAACUCCAAACACGUGUGCUUGUAUAGCGUCAAGGAAUCCGUCCUUAUCAAGAAGUUUGUCAUCACGCAGAACCGAUCUUUGGAUGCUGUCAACGACUUCAUAAACCGCCGCCUUCUAACGGAAUUCGGCAAUAUGGCACUCGUAGAAAAUAGGGAGGAGUUGGAAGGGGGUGACGUCAACGUGAGACUGCCGGGAGUGAAGGCGGGAGACAUGGCCGAUAGGAGAGUUAAACCUGAGGUGCGAGUGCACUGCGUUCGCUUUUCGCCAACGGGCGAGAGCUUCGCGGUCGCUGCAACAGAAGGUCUUUUACUCUACAGUCAGAACGCCGGCAUGGAUGGUACUUUCAGGCCAUACCGAUUAGAGACUGGUUCAACCCCACUAGCGGUCAAACGGCUGCUGGAAGAGAAAUCCUGGGGCCCCGCGCUAAUAGGGGCCUUGCAGUUGAACGAACAUGACGUCAUUCAACAGUGCGUUGAGGCCGUGCCACCUAUUGACAUUGGAUUAACCGUUGCAAGCCUAGAAGAGGACUACGCACACCGCCUUCUGAGUUCGAUAGCGCGUCUUCUAGAAGACAGCAGACAUUUGGAGCACCUUCUACUGUGGGUCAAGAGUAUUGUGACGGCGAGGAAGAAGUUCCCUCAAAGCGUACUUCUGGCGUUGGAGAAAGUUCUUACCGUGAAAUACUCGCAGCUCAGUAAAAUAUGUGACUUCAACAAGUACACAAUUCGCUGUAUAAAGUCAGUGGGCGAGCUGUCUCCGAAGCAGGAAGACGUGGCCAUGGACUCGGAGAACUCCAGCGGACGAGGCACCUUCUCUGGCGAUGAUACUGACUAAAUAUAUGAUUAAUUUU
Molecule: messenger RNA, 2932 nt
Organism: Maniola jurtina (meadow brown)
Lineage: Eukaryota; Metazoa; Arthropoda; Insecta; Lepidoptera; Nymphalidae
Product: periodic tryptophan protein 2 homolog
Exons: 17
Coding region: 148-2916 (922 amino acids)
Biological process (GO): maturation of SSU-rRNA from tricistronic rRNA transcript (SSU-rRNA, 5.8S rRNA, LSU-rRNA); ribosomal small subunit assembly
Cellular component (GO): small-subunit processome; Pwp2p-containing subcomplex of 90S preribosome
Molecular function (GO): protein binding
Source: RefSeq, a predicted model, not a curated record